AUGGCUUCCGAACUCGUUGAGAUUGAUUCCUUGGAAGUGGUGGUGAUCGUCGACAAUGAAAUCGAUCCAAACACAAGCUACCAGAUUCCAGACCUGAAGGUCAAUGGCCAAAUGGCUGAUAUUGCGCUCAAGGAACCUCUCACCAGCACUGAGCGAGGAGGAGCUAGUCACGAAAUCCGUCUUGACAACGUCUGCUGCGGAGGCCAUGGACUCUCGCUCAUGAUUACUGCUGUCAAGGACGGUGAGCGGCGAACUGUGCUAUUUGAUACGGCUCCAGAAGAGCGCAUCUGGGAAAUCAAUGCCAAGAGGCUGCGGGCAGACAUUGGUAAGAUCGAAUGGAUUCAGCUUUCACACUGGCAUCGCGAUCAUUCUGGCGGGAUCCUGAAGGCUAUACCCAUGAUUCAAGAAGCCAAGUCUUCUAAGGACGGCCUAACCAUUGAUCUUCACCCAAACCGACCGGAUUAUCGAGGGUUCCAGGGACAAGCAUCUGUAAUAUCCUUGGAGCGAGAUCCAACAUGGGCGGAAAUUGAGGCUACAGGCGCAACUGUGGUGAAGAAUGACAAAGCUCAUGCUAUCCUUAAUGGCGCAUUUGUGGUCUCUGGUGAAAUUCCUCGAGUGACACCAUAUGAAGUCGGGUUCUUGAGGGGCAUGAGAUAUACCGAAGCCACAGGAGUCUGGGAAAAGGACGAGUUGAUCCUGGAUGAACGCCUCCUGAUGUGCAAGGUCAAAGGUCAGUAUCAGCAUAGCUGGAAGUUUCCCAGUUCCCCAGCUAAUCCCGCAUCAGGCAAGGGUGUCGUUGUUUUCACUGGUUGCAGUCACGCAGGUGUUGUCAACGCUUCGAAGCAUGCGCUAGAGCUCGCCGGCGACGGCACACCGCUGCAUGCUGUCAUUGGAGGCUAUCACCUGGUUGGGCCGAAUGAAGCUUUCAUCAAGAGGACCGUUCAAGAUCUCAAAGCCUUGGAUCCGCAUAUUCUCAUGCCUGGCCACUGCACGGGCUGGAAAGCAAAGGUAGAAAUCGAGAAUGUGCUUCCGGGACGUUUGGCUCCAUGUAUGGUCGGGACCAUUUACACUCUUUAA
Messenger RNA from Exophiala bonariae, 1077 nucleotides. RefSeq lists its product as uncharacterized. The record is from RefSeq and is a predicted model, not a curated record. Bases 1 to 1077 code for a protein of 358 amino acids. The transcript has 2 exons. Gene Ontology annotation, molecular function: transferase activity. NCBI's taxonomy places the organism in Eukaryota, Fungi, Ascomycota, Eurotiomycetes, Chaetothyriales, Herpotrichiellaceae.